AUGCCUCUUCUUCUUUUGCCUUCCGAAUUGCUGCUCCUCGUUGCAGACUUUCUAGAAAGAGAAAGAGACAUUAACUCAUUGGCUAAAACUAACCAGCAGUCUUAUUCUCUCCUCAAUCCAUACUUAUAUCGACGCAAUUCACUGCAGUCUGGACGUUCGGCGCUGUUGUGGGCUGCCCAACGAGGAAGGGUGGCGACGGCUCGAACCUGCGUUUCGGAAGGAGCUAAUGUUGGGGCGAUCGAUGGCUUUGGCAGGACACCCCUGAUCUGGGCUGCGUGGAAGGGCCACGAGGCGGUCGUAAGGCUUUUGCUGGAGACCGGACGGGUGGAUAUCUACUGGAAGGACUCCGACGGUUGGACGCCGUUGUUUCACGCUGCGUCAAGGGGCCGCGAGGCGGUGGUGAAGCUGUUACUGGAGACUGGGUGGGUGGAUGUCGACUGGAAGGACUCCGACGGUCGCACGCCGUUGUUUCACGCUGCGUCAAGGGGUCGCGAGGCGGUCGUAAGGCUUUUGCUGGAGACUGGGCGGGUGGAUGUCGACUCGAAGAACUUCCUCGGUUGCACGCCCUUGUCUGAGGCUGUGGAGAAUGGGUACGAGGAGGUGGUGAAGAUAUUACUUGAGACCGGCGAAGUGGAUGUAAACUCGAAGGACUCGGACGGUCGCACGCCACUGUCUAGGGCUGUGUGGAAUGGCGACGAAGCGGUGGUGAAGCUGAUACUGGAGACGGGGAGGGUGGACGUCGACUUGAGGGACUUGGACGGUUGGACAUUAUUGUCCUCAGCUGUGGAGAAUGGGCACGAGGAGGUGGUGAAGAUAUUACUUGGGACCGGCGAAGUGAAUGUGAACUCGAAGGACUCGGGCGGUCGGACUCCAUUGUCCUUAGCCGCAGAGAAUGGGAAUCUGACGGUUCAACACCACUAUUUUGGGCCGCAAAGUAUGGGCAUGAGGCGGUGGUGA
Molecule: messenger RNA, 957 nt
Organism: Penicillium canescens
Lineage: Eukaryota; Fungi; Ascomycota; Eurotiomycetes; Eurotiales; Aspergillaceae
Product: ankyrin repeat domain-containing protein
Exons: 2
Coding region: 1-957 (318 amino acids)
Molecular function (GO): protein binding
Source: RefSeq, a predicted model, not a curated record